Messenger RNA from Populus nigra (black poplar), 999 nucleotides. Its product is annotated as heat stress transcription factor A-5-like. NCBI's taxonomy places the organism in Eukaryota, Viridiplantae, Streptophyta, Magnoliopsida, Malpighiales, Salicaceae. Gene Ontology annotation, molecular function: RNA polymerase II cis-regulatory region sequence-specific DNA binding; DNA-binding transcription factor activity. Gene Ontology annotation, cellular component: nucleus. The coding region runs from base 159 to 788 and encodes 209 amino acids. The record is from RefSeq and is a predicted model, not a curated record. Gene Ontology annotation, biological process: regulation of transcription by RNA polymerase II. The transcript has 2 exons.
CUAAAAAAAUCUAAAAGAAAAAAUAGAAAAAGAAACAGUCCACCUUCCACGGUGGUUUCCUGGAGGGUGCUGGUCAUGAUAUAUAUUACAAGUAGAAAGCCUCGAUCCCCAUUUAAUAAGAAACCUCUUGGAUUCCAUAAAUCUAGCUGAGCCAAAACAUGGCAGCCAAUUUACUGCAGCUUGAUCCAGGCACAACAAGCAAGAACAGUUCUUCAAGCAACAUCAAGUCUCCGAAGACAAAAUGUCCUGCUCCAUUUUUAUCCAAGACUUAUGACUUGAUAGAAGAAGGUGGUGCAGAUGGAGUUGUCGAUCAUCCUCAUGGCAAGAGAAUUGUUUCUUGGAAUGCAGACGGAGAUGGGUUUAUAGUAUGGUCUCCAGCUGAGUUCUCAGAGCUCACUUUACCCAGAUUCUUCAAGCACAACAACUUCUCCAGCUUCAUUCGUCAGCUUAACACCUAUGGAUUCAAGAAAACAUCAUCGAAGCAAUGGGAAUUCAAGCAUGAGAAGUUCUUGAGAGGGAGGAGGCACAUGCUGGUUGAGAUCACUCGAAAGAAAUGCGAGCCCAGCACGUUUCCAGCAUAUUUGGAGGCUUCUAAUCGAGAGAGUGCAACGCUUGCCACGGAAGAAAGUAAUCGUUUGAUACUCAUGGAGGAGAACAGAAACCUUAGAAGAGAGAAAAUGGAACUAGAAAUCCAAAUAGCCCAAUUCAAAGCUCUAGAAAUGAAGUUAUUGGAUUGCCUUACUCAAGACAUGGGAAGCCACCAGAACAAAACUAGGAGGCUAUGCUAAGGUCAUAUAUUUAGCCAUGGCCUUCGUGGGUCUCUUCUGAUCAUAAGCUCCUUCCUUAAUGUGUAGCUAAAUUAUUGAUAAUUAAAAGCAAAGAGAGAGAAAAAAACAAAUAUUUGUGUUUAUGGUGGAUUUUUUUUAAAAUGCUUUUGUCUGGUUCUGUUUUGUUUUUUUGACAACUUUUCUAAUUUAUACUCAAACUGUCUUUCCUUAA